UCAAAAGAGUUCUCCAGGUCUCUUGGCUACCUUUCACCUUUCCACUUUACUCCUUCGCCUCUGACAGUCUGACAGACAAGGAUCACUGUUUUGCUUCGUGAGGCCCAACACGCUAUCCAAAUUAUUUGACUGACUGUCUGAGAGAGCGUGUAGCUUGAUUAAACUUUCCAAAAUGCUUCGAGGCUGUGGUACCCGUUUUUUGAGGAAUUUGAACAAUUUCUCCGGAGCCUAUAGCCAGCAGUGUCGUCAUAUGCAACUCAAGACAGAAUAUGAUGCAGUGGUCAUUGGGGCAGAAAUAUGGCCUGAAAAUAUAUUUCCGUAACCCAAGUUCAUACACACCUUUGGCAGAACCAAGUGGUCUUGAUGGAAAGGCUCGAUCUUUAACACUUGGCAGAGACUCACAAGAAAAUGCAAGGCAGAUAUCACAGUUUUCAAAAACAGAUGCGGAGAGAUUUGUUGAGUAUGAAGAGCAGCUGGAGAGAAUUGUCUCUGCUCUUGACCCUCUGCUUGACAGCCCUCCAGUGUCCAUGUCUGCUCUUACCGGUUCUUCUCUGAGAGAGAAAUGGAGCAGCCUUGGGUCUGUGAAAGCUUUACUUUCAUCGGUACGAUCACUUGGAAAAGAUGUCCCUGCAUUUUAUGAAUUAAUGACUGCUCCAGCCCAGAAGAUUUUAGACAGGUGGUUUGAAUCAGAGCCGCUGAAGGCAACCCUUGCCACAGACUCCGUCAUUGGGGCCAUGGCGAGUCCCCAGCAUCCUGGCAGUGGGUAUGUUCUUCUGCAUCAUGUGAUGGGAGAGUUGGAUGGAAUGAAAGGAGCAUGGGCUUACGUGGAGGGAGGAAUGGGCGGUGUUUCCAAAGCAAUUGCUAACUGUGCCCAAGAUCAUGGUGCUUCUAUAUUUUGUGACAAGCCUGUUUCAUAUGUAGAUGUGGAAAACAACAAAGUGAGAGGUGUUGUUCUGGCAGAUGGAACAGAGAUUAAAACAAGUACUGUGCUGUCUAAUGCCACUGCCAAGGUGACCUACCUGGAUCUUUUGCCCAAGGGUUCCCUACCUAAGGAAACAGUGGAGGAAGUUUCUCACUUAGACUACACGUCUCCAGUGACCAAGAUCAAUGUUGCUGUUGACAGGAUCCCUAACUUCAAAGCUGAUCCAAAUGUGAAAGAGAAUGAACCUAUGCCUCAUCAUCAAUGUACCAUCCAUCUGAACUGUGAAGAUAGUCAGCUGAUUCAUGAUGCAUAUCUUGAUGCUCAGCAAGGAAAAAUUACCAAAACGCCCAUGAUUGAGAUGGUGAUUCCGUCCACCUUAGACCCUACUUUGUGUGCACCCGGGAAGCAUGUUGUCCUGCUGUUCACCCAGUUCACUCCAUACAAGCUGGCCCAGGGAGAGUGGGAUGAUGCUAAUAGAAACAAGUACGCUGACGUUGUCUUUGAUACAAUUGAGAGAUAUGCCCCUGGAUUCAAAGACUCUGUCAUUGGAAGAGAUAUUUUGACCCCUCCAGACCUGGAAAAAACAUUUGGGCUCACGGGAGGUAACAUUUUCCAUGGCUCCAUGUCCCUGGAUCAGCUGUACUUCUCUCGACCUACUCCUGGCCUGGCCAGCUACAAGUGCCCUGUGUCUGGUUUGUAUCUCUGUGGCAGCGGUUCGCAUCCUGGCGGAGGUGUGAUGGGAGCUCCAGGAAGACUUGCUGCUAGUACUGCUUUGGCUGACUUGUAAUGUGCCCUGAGUAGGGCAGAUCAUUGUUUCACUGCUUUUACUCACAACUGCCUGCUGAUGCAUCGAGUUGAUUUAGGGGCAGUCUGGAAAUGUCCAAAUAGUGGACAAAAACAUGUCUAACUGUUGAUUAUUUUUUAGGGUUUUUGUUUUGUAAUUAUCUGCCACACCUUCUUUUUCAGGGUAUAAGUGGGUUUUUAGACAAUCUGUAUUUUCAAGUCUUAAUUUGAAUUGAUGUAUUUCAUUUCCUUUUUUGGCAUAUUUACUACUCUUUAUGAUUUAUAUUUACCUACAGUACUUGGGUGUUGACAUAUCGAUUUAUACAAUUAGACAUGGACAACUCAAACAUUUCAGGGAAUGACAAAUGUGUGCGACACAUCGGUAAUGCGAGUAGCGCAAUUUAAAAAAAGAGAGAGAUAUAAAGAAAAUCAAGGGCAGUAACGGUGGCGGUACAAUGGUCAGAAAAUGAAUGACCGUUGUGAAGAAAGAUUUGAUUGAGUUAUCCUGGACGAGUUGUUCGACAAAUCAGUACAGUAGAACAUGGCUGUAGCGAGGCUUUUAGCUUCAGAAGAAGAAUCCCGCUGCAGGCAAGUUCCGGCUCGAAAUGCAAAGGGGAAUUAUAGAAAAAUCACACACCACUCGCUCUCCUCUUCUUUUACUGUCUUUUUGGUCUGGCCUAGGGCUAUUUAACUUCACUUUUGGAGUGGCUCACGUAAUGCGUCUCUCCGCACCAUCUCUCUCUGCUGCCUGCCCCCCCUCAUUCAUCACUGGACUGGCCAAUCACAGUGCUACACCACUGACUGCCUGUAUGGAGCCCACCUACAGCCUCUCACCCCCCACCCCUUUCCCCCCAGCUAGAGCUCGCUCGAUUUCUCCUGCUGUAUCCAAGUUCGGGCUUUUCCUUGCCCCAUUUAACCCAUGCACAGUUAAUUGAGUUUACAUAGACAAAAAAAACAGUAAUGUCCCGCUGUAGUAGGGAUGGUCCGGCUGCAGUGGGUGCCACUUUUGUCAUGUUCUACUGUACGAGUGUUUGAGAGAACAGUAUUGCCAAUGCAAAGAAAAUAUAGUGGUUCAGUCAGGGAAUGGCAUAUGGUAUGAGCUAUCCAUAAUUUUGAGUUUGAAGUGUUUGUGGUAUCUGUGCCCAAUUAUACCUGGUUUAAAUAAAAGGGAUGAAGGGCGGAUAGUGCGUGUGUAUCAUUCGGUGUCAAAGUAGUAAAAGAAAGGAAGAGAGUAAUGCUGAUGAGCCUUGCACCGUAAAAAAAAAUUGCUCUUACAUCAGAUCCCUAUUAUUAUGGUGAUGUAAGGAAUACGACUGGUCAGUUCACACCACCCACCAACCACAUACAACACACAUAUACGAACAAAAACACGAACAUAAUUCAGCACCUAACAAUGUGGCAUCUCUAACUUGGUGGGUAGGCUAUUUUACUUGCUACUGUAAGGUUGCUGGUUUUUUGGGGGUUAGAGCGUCAGCGCGGCAAACGUUGUGUCCUUAGUUAAGGCCCUUUACACUCAUUUUUCCAUUUGGCUCAGUUUUAUCGGAGAUGGACAUUAAAUUUGGAGGUCCCACUUCUUAAAUUUAAACAACCUUAUCGAGAAUGAGGAAGAAGAAGAAAAUCGAGAAAGAGGAAGAAACAACCUUACUUAAAAGUCUGUCUUUGAUCGCAUCCUGCCACCUAACCUUUCUAAUUUGUUUUUAUUUUGUGCCCUUCAAAAAUACUGAAGUGAAAUCCUCUACAUUAAUUUUUUCUUUUGUUAAAUACAAGUACCAACAGUCUUAUACGGUGGAGUCCACUAAAACUGAGCAUGGUUAAUCAGUAAACUUUGGUAAACUGAAUGAAAAUGAAACCUCCGAUUAUUUUUCCUUCUAUAGUGCAGCUUCUCUAUAACGACCUUCGAUAUAACGACAUUCUCUAUAACAACAUGGUGCCCAGGUCCCGAUUUUUUCCUUUAAAAAAAAAAAAUAUAUAUAUAUAUAUAUAUAUAUUAUAUUAGUAAUUUUUGGUUGCCUCUCUAUAACCGCAACUCUCCAUAACGACAUAUUUUUCUGAUCCCGAUGAUGUCGUUGUAGAGAGGCUGCACUGUAUUUGAGCAACCUCUCCCAAAAACCCAACAAAAUCGAAGAAAAUCCCAUGGUCAAGCUGAUGUCGGUUUUGCGGACUCUACUGUAUAUCAAGAUAAUUUUUAACUGAAUUGUUUUACAGUUACAUGUACUUACAUUCCUUGUCUUUGCUGUGAUAUACAUAUAAACCAAAAAUUUGCUCAUGAAAGCCAGAACUUGGCCCCUGUUGAAAUCCAAUAAAGUAUGUUGUUUUAGUUUGAGCCCAUGAUA
This is a messenger RNA of Aplysia californica (California sea hare), 4038 nucleotides long. Its product is annotated as pyridine nucleotide-disulfide oxidoreductase domain-containing protein 2. Gene Ontology annotation, molecular function: oxidoreductase activity. The record is from RefSeq and is a predicted model, not a curated record. Lineage: Eukaryota; Metazoa; Mollusca; Gastropoda; Aplysiida; Aplysiidae.